AUAUAAAUAGACAGCGAAUUGCGAUUAUUUGAGAAAAGUACAGAUCACCGUAAUAUAGGCAUGCCUUAAAAUGGGGUCUUACUACGAAGCUUGUACUUUGUCAGGUGACGUGUUUAUCAGCUUCACAAUUAUAGCGACAUUGGUGACAUUUUUCUGGCGCGGAACAUGGGAUAUGCUAGAUGCAUUCUUAAUUCCAACAAACUAUGCACUUAGCCUGUGGGUAUCGUUUGUUGGCGGCAGUUUCCUGCACAUGAUUCUGGCAAUUCUUCAAAACACCUUAAACGUGACAUUUACUCCUGAAAAACUUUCUUCGUUUGGAUUCUGUGUUGUGUCCAGACUACAUGCAUACCUUGCAGCUUUUUUACAGGUUUGUCAAUGGCGGGGGUUCUGGGGUCUGCUGGAUAUUUAUGGGAUUGCAAAUUGGAUUACUUUGUUGCUGCCAAUCCUCGUUCUAUCUGUCCUCGGAAGUAUGAGCCAAACCACCGGACCACCAUUGGCAGUCGUACAUGAUUUGGACCAACAGGACUAUUUCACAGUUGCCCCAAUUAUCGACACGGAUUGUCGUCCAGGAUGGUUAGCAAUCCUGUCUGGGGCGUCGUUUUAUGUUCUCCUCAUCACCAACCUAGGUAUAGCUUACUGGCGUGGUGUCUGGAGCGUACUGGAUGUUCAUGUGUUUCCAGAAGACUUAGUACGGUCGGCUGCGUUUUCCCUUGCAUUGAGUAUCUUUUUGGCUUUGCCUAUUCUCACUGGUGAGCAGUAUAUCCGAGAAUUCUGCCGGAAUAAGUACAGAAAUCGCAUUGUUCGGACAUUUGUGGAAAAAGCCUACAUCACGGUUGCCUCCCUUGUUGCCAUAAACCAUUGGCGUGGUGUUUGGUACAUUCAGAUAUCAUUCCUUCUCCCCGACAAUCCGCAUAUGAGCGCCAUUAUCUCACAUUUUGUUGGAAUCGCGGGAUUAAUGACGUUGUUUGUUUCCAGAACUGCAGCAGGUGUUAAUAGUUUUGAUGACAGAGACAUCUACGGGGGUAAACCAGGUUUGUUUACUCUAGCAUACACUAGCAGAAUAUGUAAACUAAAAGAUGAUAAUUCAAGUUACAUUGUACCGGUAAGUGUAUGAAUAUGUACAUAUUGAUAAGUAUGUUCGCCUUGAUAUAUAUGUAAGUGACAUGUAAGGAUAGAUGAAUGUGAUAAGGAUGGAUAUUACUUAUAUACUUAUUUAUAUCUUUGUAAAAUACCAUAUAUAC
Molecule: messenger RNA, 1241 nt
Organism: Pecten maximus
Lineage: Eukaryota; Metazoa; Mollusca; Bivalvia; Pectinida; Pectinidae
Exons: 2
Coding region: 71-1114 (347 amino acids)
Source: RefSeq, a predicted model, not a curated record